AUGCCGAACAUUCAAGGCAAGUAUGCCGAAGCAAUUUCUUGGAGACAAGGUGCAGCUGUCAAAAAUUUGGACCUGUUCUGCAAAGGCAUGAAACCACCAUUGCCAUGCGGUAGAAUAGAGGUAGCUCUGGCGCGUAGUGUUACGCGACAACUGCGGAACUACUCAAGAACAUGCCAGUUUCGACGGUAUCAGCAUACUAGUCCCAGCGGCCACCGCUUUCCUCGAGUUGCACAAUCUUCUAUCUGGCAUUCGAUCAUUCCAAAAGCCCUGCGCAGUCGGCCUUCCACUUCUGAUCAACCUGCAACGAAGAAGCCUCCAAACCCUGCCACUUAUUUCAUAUGGAUCUAUCUCCUGAUCGGAUCGCAGGCGAUGCGGAUUAUGGGCGUCAAGAAUGAAUACACGGCUUUUAUCCGGAAAGCAGACCGCAAAGUUGCGCAGCUGAGAGAGGUGGUGGAGAAGCUCCAGCGAGGGGAGGAGGUGGAUGUAGAGAAGAUACUCGGGACUGGAGACGAAACACAAGAGCGGGAAUGGGAAGAAGCCCUCAAAGAGUUGGAGGAAGAAGACCGGAUCUGGCAGAGCAAUAAGAAGAAGAGUCGAGAGGAACAGGAGCGUCUGGCGAGAGAGGAGCAAGAUGCAACUCCUGUGAAUGAUUCGAUGGACAAAAUACAACCGAUCAGCUUAGGAUCCGUACCGACGCAGCCCAACCCCCAUCCGAGUCCGGGAUUCUACUGA
Messenger RNA from Rhinocladiella mackenziei CBS 650.93, 732 nucleotides. RefSeq lists its product as uncharacterized. The transcript has 2 exons. The record is from RefSeq and is a predicted model, not a curated record. The coding region runs from base 1 to 732 and encodes 243 amino acids. NCBI's taxonomy places the organism in Eukaryota, Fungi, Ascomycota, Eurotiomycetes, Chaetothyriales, Herpotrichiellaceae.